AUGAUAAGGAUUAGAGCUUUAACAAGAUCUUUUUCAAUUAUAAAACAUGAAGGCUCGCUUAUAGAUUUUUAUUUGAAUAGUGUCCCUGGCCCUGGCUUAACGCCAGCAUUAGCAGAAUACACAGAACUGCCAAGCACAGGUUUAUUUUCAGGAUUUUAUGAAGCAAUUCGUGACUUCUCGAUAGUAAUAAUUACAUAGGACUCGUUCAUGUACAUAAAUAGCAUGGGUUAUGGAAUAGGAUUUGGAAUUAUCGCAUUAUCUGUAGGUUUUAGACUUUUAUACAGCCCAAUAAUAUUAUGAGCACAAGUUAUAGCUCUAAAAACAAAAAUGCUUGCACCUGAGAUGAGUAUAUAUAAUAGAGACACCGCUGCACUUAUAAAGUCAGGCAACACAAAGCAGCUGCAAGAGCUGAAAAAUGACUUUUUAAAGCUCAAAAGAUCUUAUGGAAUUAGAAAUGAUGUCCAAUUUUAUUCAUUGACACAAGCCCCGUUUUUAUUUUCUUUCUUUUUUACGCUCAAAAAUUUGACAAAUUCACCAGAAAAUUUCCCAAGUCUUCUUUCAGAUGGAUUUUUAUGGUUUUCAAAUUUAGCAAUCCCAGAUCGGAUUCGCUUUGCAAAAUUAUCCAAAAACAUCAUGGAGCUGGUUUCGAGAAAUUUCUAGAAGUCGUUUUAGAAAAUAAAAUAUAAACUCUAUUUUCAACAAAAAUAGAAAAAGUUGAAAAAUUUAUUCGAAUUUAUUUAUUUUCGUCAAAAAGCUAGUUUAUAUUUUUCGUUUUAGAGCGACUUCUAGAAAUUUCUCAAAAUCAGCUUAUGAUGUUUUGUAUAAUUUUUUGCGGAGCCCCAGAUCCUUAUUAUAUUCUUCCAAUUUCUAUUUCUAUCUGCAAUUAUUUGAGUAUUAAAAACAGCACCGCUAUUCCUGGAAUGUAUGGCCCCUUGGCUAAAAAUUUAAAAUAUUUUGCAUUCCUAGGAAUCCCAGUAUCUAUGACAAUGCCAUCUGCUAUCGUUUUGAAUUGGUUUAUCAUGAGCUUCUUCCAAUUAAUAAUAAACUCAUUAGUUUACACAAAGACUGGGAGGAAAAUCAUAAGGAUUCCAGAAGUUUUGCCAGGAAGUCUGCAGGAUAAGUUGAGUAAAAAACUAGCUGCUCAAAAUUUAAAAACAAUUGAUUUCUCGAAAAAAAAUAAUUAA
Blepharisma stoltei is the source of this 1184-nucleotide messenger RNA. The record is from the annotation of a GenBank genome assembly. NCBI's taxonomy places the organism in Eukaryota, Ciliophora, Heterotrichea, Heterotrichida, Blepharismidae.